AUGAUAACGAUUCAGAGUACUACUACUAGACGUCGGUCGUCAGUGCACAAGAACCUGUUUGAUCCUAAGCUAUAUCGCCCUAUUGAACCUGAACUUGCAAAACCGGAGAAGGGAAAGAAGUACAGUAAACCUACAUUCAAGAGAACUAGAACCACAAUUUCUGGUGUAGCUGCACGAUUACAAGGUAGGUUUGUGGAAUUGUUUCCCAAAAGCGUUCAAGAUUAUCUCCCUGAGGUCGAUAUCAAGGUGAUCGCCAUUUGCUUAAUUUGGUACGUGACUUCUUCGAUCUCUAGUAAUGUAUCGAAAGCUAUCCUUCGAGAUUUUACGCAUCCCGUAGCUUUAACGGAGCUGCAAUUUAUGGUUAGCGCAUUACUUUGUGUUUCAUUUAUCGCAACCGUAAACUUUUUACGAAUACCAUCUGUCUCGCACUCACCGAUUGCGAAGGCUUUCGACAGUUUCCCAGACGGUAUUUUACCAACGUAUUUGAAUGGUGAUUUCAAGGAAUCCAUUCUGGGUAAGUUCCUGAGACCCAGCAGGCUGAUUUUCCUGGCUACUUUCCCAAUGGGUAUUUUCCAAUUCGUGGGGCACAUUACUUCCCAUAAGGCUACUUCUUUGAUACCAGUGUCCCUCGUCCAUUCUAUCAAGGCUCUUUCACCGAUUGUUACUGUUACUUAUUAUAGAAUUUUCGAAGGUAAGAAAUACAAUGCAAUGACGUAUUUGACAUUAGUUCCUUUAAUUUUGGGUGUCAUUAUCACCUGUUGGUCCACUCACGGUAGCAAGAAGCCCAACUCACCUGAUGACAGCUUGUCGAUGACAUCAGGACUCUUCUAUGCUUCGGUUUCAAUGUUCAUAUUUGUUUCACAGAAUAUCUUUGCGAAGAAUAUUUUAACAGUGAGAUGCAAGAAGGGUAUUUUACCAUCUGCAACAGCAUCACCUAAGUUAAAUCAACCAGAUGUUUCAACAUUGCAAAUAGACAAAAUUACUAUUCUGUUCUAUUGUUCAUGCAUGGGGUUCUUAAUGACCCUCCCACCAUUCCUAACCGGAGAACUGAUCCAGCAUCAAAGUGUAUUUAGAGGCCUAACCUGGAAAGUUUCAGCUCUAAUUCUAUUCCACGGUGUUACCCAUUUCUUCCAAGCUCUUCUAGCAUUCCAGCUGAUCGGUAUGCUUUCUUCCGUUAAUUACUCCGUUGCGAACAUUAUGAAGCGGAUCGUUAUUAUUUCUGUUGCUCUAGCCUGGGAAUCGGGUUUCGAUUUUGUCCAAUUGAUUGGCUUAUUGAUGACACUAGGUGGCUUAUACGGUUAUGAUAAAUGGGGCAUUUCAAGAAAAACUGACAAGCAAUUCAGCAAUUUGUAA
This is a messenger RNA of Torulaspora delbrueckii, 1353 nucleotides long. It is a transcript of the gene SLY41, whose product is annotated as Sly41p. NCBI's taxonomy places the organism in Eukaryota, Fungi, Ascomycota, Saccharomycetes, Saccharomycetales, Saccharomycetaceae. Gene Ontology annotation, biological process: phosphoenolpyruvate transmembrane import into Golgi lumen. Gene Ontology annotation, cellular component: endoplasmic reticulum; Golgi apparatus. The transcript has a single exon. Bases 1 to 1353 code for a protein of 450 amino acids. The record is from RefSeq and is a predicted model, not a curated record. Gene Ontology annotation, molecular function: phosphoenolpyruvate transmembrane transporter activity; antiporter activity.